Molecule: messenger RNA, 863 nt
Organism: Leguminivora glycinivorella
Lineage: Eukaryota; Metazoa; Arthropoda; Insecta; Lepidoptera; Tortricidae
Exons: 5
Coding region: 96-650 (184 amino acids)
Source: RefSeq, a predicted model, not a curated record
UCGUCUCGUAUUACGUUACGUUUGGUUUAGUUUGUGGUGAGUGUUGUUGUACUGAGAUCGUGUGUUGUGUUUAUUUUGUGUUAUAACCUGUGAUAAUGAGUUUUUUUAAUAAAUCUGUGGAAAUGAGGCGAAAGACAUCUUGGAUGGAGACAGGCACAGCAAUCUUCGCAUUUCUAAACUUUAUAUCCGCCAGCGUCGGCGUCCUGCUAUGCUUGAAUGUGUUGUUCAUGUACGUGUACGAAGCGAUCACGCACACAGACAGGAUCGACGCGUUCAUGUGGUCCGCUUGCAUUGGCACAAACUUCAUCGCUAAUGUGUCUUUGGUGUUCGCUGUGCUGCUUUAUCUUGGCAUAAACCGGAACAAACCAUGUUUCAUACUAGCCUACUUCAUCUUUGGAGUCAUAGUGGUAAUUUCACUAGUCGCCGGACUAGUAGUAAUCAACCAGCAGGAGUACGCAGAAAAGAAGUUGCGAGAAGUUUUCUGCGAAUAUUAUGAGGCCUUUAUCUAUGGAACUGUUGGGAUUUGCAUUAUGUAUGCCUUGCUGCUGACAAUGAUCUGCCGAACCUGGGUGUUGAUGACAUCGUGGCCCUCAGGCGACCGCAGAAUACUAGUAAAUGACUACUACGAAUCAGACUGGAGAUCUGAGUGAUAACUUCCUGGCUAAUACAGAGGUAUAAGCGUAAAAAGUCAAGCAUGAUGAAAAUAUGGUGGCAUGAAUUGUUAACAAAAGGCUGAAGAUGGUUUGCUACUUUGUGUUUUUUCACUUCUGUGUUUCAGAAGUGAAAUAAAUACUUGUUGAAUAACGGCAGUGUAAUGUAAAUAGUAGAAAAUAAAAAUGUUAUAUGUUUGAUGAAUUUCAAUU